AUGGUUGAAGGUGCACUAGAAUUUCCCUGCCUUGUGUGGUUGAUAGCAGUCCAAAAAGCAGACGCACAACCAGUACCCACAGUGUGCUCAUCUUAUAUGUGGAAUGCUACUGCUCAAGUCAUUAACAUCGAUAGUUCCGGUUCAACACAAGUAUCAGCGCCCUAUGAUGUUGCCAUUGAUAGUAAUCAAAACAUCUAUGUCGCAGAUUACAAUAAUCAACGCGUUCAACAAUGGCAAUCAGGUCAGAAAAAUGGAAGUACAAUAGCAGGCGUCACUGGUCAGGGUGGCAACGGUUUCAAUCAGUUUAAUAGGCCAACAAGUGUAUUUGUGGAUACAAAUGGUAAUUUAUAUGUUGCUGAUCGAGACAAUUAUAGAAUUCAACGUUGGGCACCAAAUUCUGUCAUUGGCGUGACAGUAGCGGGAGGCAACGGUUUGGGUAACAGUUUAACACAGUUUGGUCCCAGUUAUUCAAUUUACGUUGAUGCCAAUAUGAGUAUAUACAUAUCCGAUUAUCAAUAUCAUCGAGUGGUAAAAUGGGUGUCAGGUGCCCCCAAUUGUACGGUGGUAGCAGGAGGGAAUGGUGCUGGCAGUUCAUUAACACAAUUGCACAAUCCUAUCGGUAUAACUGUCGAUACAACAACAGGUAACUUGUAUGUUGCCGAUUCCGCAAAUCAUAGAGUCCAACGAUGGUCACCUGGCGCAUGGCAAGGAGUGACGGUUGCCGGUCAAUCUGGUGUUCCAGGAACGGGAUCAAAUCAGUUCAAUACUCCACGAGCAGUACAACUUGAUAGACAAGGCUAUUUAUAUAUAUUAGAUUAUGCGAAUACCAGAAUACAGCGUUGGGCGCCAAAUGCAGUUUAUGGGGUGACAAUAUUAGCAACUACUAGUGGCAAAGGUACAAAUCAAUGGACUUAUCCGUAUAGCAUGAAAACGGAUCAACUGGGAAACUUGUAUGUUGUUGACGCGUAUACUAAUCGUGUACAAAAGUACACAUUAUCAUGCGGGCCAACGACGACAACGACAACACUAGCUCCGCUGAGUUCAAUACUACUUAAAAAAUUCAGUUCACAAAUUACAAACAAAGUUAUUGAAUUAUGUCGUAAAGAAAAUGAUGAAAUAAAACUUAAACAUUAUUUUAUUGAAAAAAUCGAAGAUAAUAAAUGGAGAAUUGGUCAAAAGGACGAAGAAAAAAAUCAUUUUAUUACUUCGAGUAUAAUUUAUGGCGAUUCAUGCAAAGACUUAUUAUUUUGUGAUUGUCGGUUUUAUUUACAAAAUCAGUUACCCUGUCGUCAUACGAUAGUCUUGCUUAAUAAAAUUAAUGAUCAUAUGUAUGAUCAAAUAUAUGAAAUACAACAAAUUAUUUCACUUCACAAGCGAUGGUUAAAAAAUCCAGUUAAUUAUUAUUUAAAUGAAAUCGAUGAUUAUAAUAAUAUACAAAGUUAUGAUUCGUAA
Didymodactylos carnosus is the source of this 1452-nucleotide messenger RNA. The record is from the annotation of a GenBank genome assembly. NCBI's taxonomy places the organism in Eukaryota, Metazoa, Rotifera, Eurotatoria, Philodinida, Philodinidae.